Pseudomyrmex gracilis is the source of this 1769-nucleotide messenger RNA. RefSeq names its product zinc finger CCCH-type with G patch domain-containing protein. Gene Ontology annotation, molecular function: metal ion binding; RNA polymerase II cis-regulatory region sequence-specific DNA binding; DNA-binding transcription factor activity, RNA polymerase II-specific. Bases 157 to 1716 code for a protein of 519 amino acids. The transcript is spliced from 9 exons. Gene Ontology annotation, cellular component: nucleus. Lineage: Eukaryota; Metazoa; Arthropoda; Insecta; Hymenoptera; Formicidae. Gene Ontology annotation, biological process: negative regulation of DNA-templated transcription; regulation of transcription by RNA polymerase II. The record is from RefSeq and is a predicted model, not a curated record.
CAUAGUGGCAGUACUGUUUGGUAUUUGGAAUUGAUCUCUCCCGAUGUAAAUAUUGUGAGCUGUCAAUAUAGACGUGAAAAAAAAACAGUGUCUCUUAAUGUAGCUUAAUAACUAACGUAAUUGAUUAUCUUCGUUUCGCAAUCGACAAGACGCAAUAUGACAGACGCGAAGAGCUUGAAGGAAUCUAUCGAGCAGUACGAGACUCAGCUUUUGCAAGUGGACACAACAUUGUCAAUUACGCCAAACGGUCCCGACAGAGACAAUCUUCUCAGUCUGAAGUCCGACAUCGAGGAACUCAUUUCGUUGACAAGAGAGAGCUUGCAAAGUCUGGAAGGAGAUAACGAUGAGAACGCGAAUGAAGAUGAAGAUUUUGACGACGACACCCAAGAUCCAUUGGAUAAGGAAUAUGCCUUGUUUAAGGCAGCACUGGAAAAGUCUUCGGAUGAUAACGAAAGCGGGAAACAGGACAGUAACACAACUGGCCUGGAUUCCGACAGCAUUGAAGAUGAACUGAAGGAGCUGGAAGGUAUGAAAUGCAAAGCCUCUUACGGCAGUUCUUGGGGCGGUAUUGGAUAUCACAAUGCCAUGGUGUGUUCCAUUCAUAGAAAUCCCGAAGAAGGGAUUAGAGACAUUCACGACAUCAAGGUUCGAGUUUUCUUUCUUAAUCCCACACACAAGGAGAUGAUUCCGUGUCCGUAUUUUCUUGAUGGCAGUUGCAAGUUUUCCGACAAAAAUUGUCAUUAUUCUCACGGAGAAAUUGUGCCAUUUUCAAGUCUAAAGGAAUACAAAGAACCUGAUUUCCAUUCCAUUAAAAUGGGAAGCAGAGUAUUGGCCAAGCAAAAGAGUAAUAUGUGGCACAGGUCCGUUGUGUUGAAAAUGCCCGAGAAAAACGGGGAAAAGUACAGAAUAAAAUUUGAAGCCAGCGGCAAGAUCAUGGAAAUCGAUUUGCAGGAUCUCUUGCCUCUUGACAGUGCAGAUUUGGAAAUGUCAGAUACGUCUGACGAUAGCGACGACGAGAACGAUGACGAUUCUAACUCGCCGUCGACUGACGAUUCGGUUCACAAAUCUCUUUUGACGGUACAGUCAGACGAACCUCUGGGAAAAUGGGAAAAACACACACGUGGUAUCGGUAGCAAAUUAAUGAUGCAAAUGGGUUACGUAAGCGGUGCCGGUCUUGGAAAACGCGGUGACGGCAGAGUUGAGCCUGUAGAGGCGACAAUUUUACCGGCAGGAAAAUCAUUGGAUCAUUGCAUGCAAUUGCGCGAAUUUGCCGGCGGCGACAAGGAUUUGUUUUCCGCUGAACGUAAAAUGCGCAAGCACCAACGGAAAAUCGAGCAACAAAGUGAGAGACAGUAUCAGAAGGACAAAGAGGACGGCAAGAAGAGCAAUGUGUUUAAUUUCAUAAACAAAACGUUGGGUGAUAAACCUAAAGACGACGCGGGCAACAGUUCGCGGGGCAAACUCAAGACGGAAUCCAUCAGAAACUUGAACGUAGCGAAUUUCCAGAUCGGCGAAGACAUAAGUCGAUUGGAGAAGGAAUCGUCGAAACUCAAAGAAUCAAUGGCGAGACACGCCAAGGGUAGCGCACUUUACAACAACAUUGUAAUGAAAUACAAUGAGACGCAAAAAGAGCUUACUAAUUUAAGAGCUUCCGAGAAGAGCAUAGUCGCGGAACAGAAUCAGAGGAAGAAUAAAGCUAAAUUAACUGUAUUUUAAUUCUGUACGAUAGCUUGUAAGGUGUAAAAAACAAUAAAGGUGUUUUAUCAGUA